Messenger RNA from Propithecus coquereli (Coquerel's sifaka), 864 nucleotides. RefSeq names its product noncompact myelin associated protein (gene NCMAP). The record is from RefSeq and is a predicted model, not a curated record. The transcript is spliced from 3 exons. Lineage: Eukaryota; Metazoa; Chordata; Mammalia; Primates; Indriidae. Gene Ontology annotation, molecular function: structural constituent of myelin sheath. Gene Ontology annotation, cellular component: Schmidt-Lanterman incisure; plasma membrane; paranode region of axon. The coding region runs from base 3 to 311 and encodes 102 amino acids. Gene Ontology annotation, biological process: regulation of myelination; peripheral nervous system myelin formation.
AGAUGACUACAGCCACCCCUUUGGGGGACACCACCUUCUUCUCACUGAACAUGACCACCAGGGGUGAAGACUUUCUGUAUAAGAGUUCUGGAGCCAUCGUUGCUGCCGUCGUGGUGGUUGUCAUCAUCAUCUUCACGGUAGUUCUGAUCCUGCUGAAGAUGUACAACAGGAAAAUGAGGACAAGGCGGGAGCUGGAGCCCAAGGGCCCCAAGCCAGUUGCCCCUUCUGCCCUGGGCCCAAAUGGCAACAGCAGCCAGCAGCCUGCAACUGUGACCUUCAGCCCUGUUGAUGUUCACGUGGAGACUCGGUGACCUCUACCCUGGUGCUAUCUCUGCCACUGUCCAAAGAACCUUCUCCAGAGGGAAGACCCAGAAGCACACUUCUCUGGUAGCUUCACCUUGAGUUGCUUCUGGUUAGGUCGACAGAGGCAUCUUUUAUGCAAUCCCUGAUGCUUCAGGCAAUCCUCAACCUCCUUCUGCCCUGCCCUACUCCAACUAUGUCCAUAUCCCUGCUGCUACCCUACCAAAAAGCUGCAGAAUAUUCUUUUGUCAUCUGAUGAGGUAGAGCUGUGUUGGGAAUCCACUAAUGUGGGUUUGGCUCUCCCCCCACAAGACUAUAGCUAGACAGACAGAUAGACAGACAGACAUAGAGCCAUGAGUCUUCUGGUCAGCGGUCAGGGGUCAGGAAAUGCUUCUGAGAGUGUCCCAAUAGGAUCUGCCACUGGGAUCAUAUCAGAUUAAAUGCAUACCCACAGCUUUGCAGAGCAAGAUAUUCAAUCCCAUAAUGAGGCACAGGGAAACUAACUUGGACUAACUAACCAGAAAACCAAUUGUUAAUUUAUAACUUGUCCCAGUACUAGAUGAC